Paramisgurnus dabryanus is the source of this 3114-nucleotide messenger RNA. The record is from RefSeq and is a predicted model, not a curated record. Lineage: Eukaryota; Metazoa; Chordata; Actinopteri; Cypriniformes; Cobitidae.
CCCACUAAAGAGUGAUGUGUUUUUGUGUAUCCUCAGUGUUUUUCGCUCUUGAGAGUUUUAUUGAGUGUAAAUCUUGAAUAAGUGAGUGAGUCUUGUCUCUGUGUAUUUAAGUGUUGACGAUGAGAGAUGAGAUGGACUUAAUGUGCUGUAAAUCAGUAGGAACUGAUCUGUCCAUGCUGGAUAUUGAUGAUUUCAUCAAAGAAAUCUCUCAGCUGAAGAAAGAGGUGGCGUUACUGGAGACAAAGCUCAGGUUAAGAGGAGAUGAAGGACUGAAGAGAGAGGUUUACUUUGAUGUGGAUUGUUGUGAAUCUUCAGUGUAUGUGACUGAUGAUGGGAGUCUGGAUUCAGUGUGGAUGAGCAGAGAUCAGAGCCGCACACCACAGCCACUGCUGGACUCUAAACUCUCUGAAGAGAAAUCCAGACACACACAGGACUCUGAGCUCAGUCUCACUUUACUCUGUUAUACUGAGUCAAAGCCCACAGACACUCAGGACACUACAGUGUGUGACAGUAAACAGAGCUUACAGGAGGAUCAAACCUCCACAGAGUCUCUGGAUUCUGUCUGUAACGCUGGAGAACAACAGCAGAUCCUGCAGACCAAACUGAAGAUGUGUUCAGUCAAACUCAUCGACUGCAGGAACAUCAUGAUGAAGAUGAAAACUGAACCUACAGGAGAGAAAUGUCGCACUGAUGAUGAUCUUGUUCCUUCAGAUAUGAAGACUGAAUUAUGUUUGGAUGGAGAAAUAACGUCCUCAAGAUCAGAAGAGCGACUGACAACAGAAACAGAGCAGAAAAUCAGCUUUCCUACCUUGCAAGAGAAAAAGCUAAAUUCAGAAGAGUGCAGAGAGAAAAAGAAGCAGAAGAAGAAGAAGCAGGAGUUUCACUGUGAGCAGUGUGGGAUACAUAUUUUUGCAACUACAUCUUAUAUAAAAGCUCACAUGAGGACACACAAUAAUAAAAAGCUUUUCCACUGCACUGAAUGUGACAAAUAUUACAUCAGCAAACAAACUCUUAGUGUUCAUAAGAGAUAUCACACAGGAGAAAAAACUUUCAAGUGUCCUCACUGUGAGAAGAGAUUCAGCCACGAAUCUCAUCUGAAGAGACAUGAGCUUUUACACACCAAUGAGAGACCGUAUCAGUGCAGUGAAUGUGGAAAAUCCUUUAAGGUUUUAGGCUCCUUAAAAUUACAUAAACAAAUACACAGUGAGGAGAAACUCUAUCAAUGUUCACAUUGUGAUAAAGGUUUUUAUCAGAAAGUUCAGCUGACAGUCCAUGAGAGAAUUCACACAGGAGAGAAACCUUACGUCUGCUCUCAUUGUGGUAAGAGCUUCUCUAAUCCAUCAAAUUUCAGUAUUCAUCAAAGAGUUCACACAGGAGAAAAACCUCAUCGCUGUAAUGUUUGUGGGAGGAGUUUCAGUCGGCAUUCAGUUUUAGUGUUACACCUGAGAACUCAUACAGGUGAAAAACCUUUCAAAUGCUCUCAGUGUGACAAGACGUUUACUCAGUCAGGUUCCUUAAAACUCCACCAGAGACUUCACACAGGAGAGAAACCUUACGUCUGCUCGAUCUGUGGAAAGGGCUUCUACGAGUCACGACAUUUGACAGUUCAUCAGAGAGUUCAUACAGGAGAAAAACCUUAUCACUGUGUUUGCGGGAUGAGUUUUAGUCAACAGGCAAAUUUUCUGUCGCACCAGAGAAUUCACACGGGUGAAAAACCUUUCAAAUGCUCUCAGUGUGACAAGACGUUUACUCAGUCAGGUUCCUUAAAAUCCCAUCGGAGACUUCACACAGGAGAGAAACCUUACGUCUGCUCGAUCUGUGGAGAGAGAUUCACUAAUGCACAACCUCUUAAGACUCACAAGAAGAAACAUACUGAAAAAGAAACUACUAUUGAAUCAUCGUAGCUUUCUGUUUAUUCAGAAUAAGUUCAGUGAACUUUCUUACAGAUUGGAAGCCAAAAACUGAAUGUGUGAAAAAAAUAAAGUGGAUGCAUUUUGUGAGUAACAAGCCAAAAGAUACCAUGUUCAAGAGUUUAUGAAAUGUUUUAGCUUUUGUACAGCAUUUUUCAUAUUAUUAGCAUCUUAGGAUAAAUCCAUUUAUUGUUUUUGUCACUUUUCUAAGUAACUUUGCUAUCCAAUUUAAUCUUUACUUGACCUAAUUUAAUCAUGUGGAUCAGAAUAAAAUGCCUAAACAAUAGUAAUCUGUAAUAUUAUACUAGACAUGUUAUUUUUGUGUGUUUUUAAACACUUGUUUAUAAAUGGUCUUGUGAUUAACUGCAAAACAUAUAUAGCUGCAAGCAGCAGAAAUGUGUAAUAUACAAUCACAUCAUACAAACAUUUAAUAUGAUAGAAUGGCCACUGGGUGGUGCUUUCUUAGAUUUAGCACAAUCCACUUGAACUGAGAAAUAAAUAAGUUGACUUUCAUUCUGAUUGUCCAUUAGCUGCUCAUAAAAAUCUAUUUGUAACAUACAGUUUUCUGUAGUAACCACAAUUUUACGGUGGUCUUACUAUAGUAACCGUACAAGGUGUUUGGUUUAUUGUAUAUUUUUGGGCUAUGGUUAGACGUCUAUUCAAUUUUCACUGACAGCCCAAAUCUGGCCUUGUUUUAGCCUAUACGUUUGGGUUGUGUUUGGAUGGCUAUUAGACGUUGUUUAAGUGCAAAAUUGCUUGCUGGGAGUUCACUCAAACAUGAAAAUGCUCCUAUAACUUGCCAUCCCAAUUUCACCAUGUUGAGCUCAAUAGAAAAUCGCACAAUGGUAUUUUAUAUAUAUAUAUAUAUACAAUUAUUUGUUUAACUGAAGAAUAGAAGUCGAAUACAUUUGCGAUGGCAUGAGUAUAAAUAAAUUAAGACAAUUUCAUAUUUGGGUAAACUAUGUGACCUUUAGGAACAGUCCCAGCGCCAUGGACGAGCCUGUGGUCUCCCUCCAUCUGUUCACCAGCUCCAUGUCCUGUCAACCAACAGUCCUUGCUUGUUUGCACAUUUUUUUAUCCAUAGGCUAAAGUUAUUGUUUUAGACCUAUAACUCCUGAAUAAAAAUGUGUUUGGUCUGAUUUAAAAAAAUAUAUAUAUUUUAAAUGUAUUUGAUUGGUUUGUCGAUAGUUAGGGAUGACAUAUU